Messenger RNA from Setaria italica (foxtail millet), 624 nucleotides. RefSeq names its product protein trichome birefringence-like 20. Bases 1 to 624 code for a protein of 207 amino acids. The transcript has a single exon. The record is from RefSeq and is a predicted model, not a curated record. Gene Ontology annotation, molecular function: O-acetyltransferase activity. Gene Ontology annotation, cellular component: Golgi apparatus. NCBI's taxonomy places the organism in Eukaryota, Viridiplantae, Streptophyta, Magnoliopsida, Poales, Poaceae.
AUGGACCCGCACAACGUGUACCUCGACGAGCCCGACCCGGAGUGGGCGCGCCACGCCGCCGCCUACGACUACGUCGUCCUCAACGGCGCCAAGUGGUUCACCCGCCCCGUCGUGCUCCACGAGCGCGGCCGCGUGCUCGGCUGCAGCGACUGCGGCGGCGACCCCAGCAACGCCACCCGCGUGCCGCCGCACCGCGCCGUGCGCGCCUCGUUCCGGACCGCGCUCCGGACGCUGCGCGGCCUCCCCGGGUUCCGCGGCAGGGUGGUCGUCCGGACGGUGGCGCCGCCGCACUACGAGAACGGCAAGUGGUACGACGGUGGGAACUGCCUCCGGACUCGGCCCGUGCGGAGCGGCGAGGCGGCGUCGGCGCUCCCGGAGACGGAGGCCGCGUUCCACGCCGCGCAGGUCGAGGAGUUCCGCGCCGCGGCGGCCGAGGCCGAGCCCGGGCGGUUCGUGCUGCUGGACGUCAGCGGCAUGAUGCAGAUGAGGGGGGACGGCCACCCGGGGCAGUACGGGCACUGGCCGCACGAGAAGGUUGGCUUCGGCAUCGACUGCGUGCACUGGUGCUUGCCAGGCCCCAUUGACGCUUGGAGCGAGCUGUUGCUUCAUCUGCUCACCAGUUAA